UUCUCUCUCUCCCUCUCUCUCUCUCUCUCUCUCUCUCGGGCUCAGGUGUUGUUUUUCUUCCAGCUAGCUUCAGGCGACGCCGCCGCCGCCGCCGCGGAUAGCACCGGCAUGGACGCCGCCGAGCGCACCGGCGGUCUGAGGACGCCGAUUUUAGCCGACGAGGAGGUGCGUGAUACCACCAACUGCUUCGCUGCCGCCGCGGCGGGCGCACACGCGAUUGCUAGCUGCGUCGACUCGCGUUCGCGUCGCGGGCUUUGGAGAGAAACCCAAGCGAGCGGUUAUUUUGGCUUGGUGCUUUGAUCCAAACCGUCCAGUGAACGACGAUGGACGGCCCACACAGCCACACAGGCAGGGCCUCCACUGUACCUGUGUGUGGUUGUAGCGGCCACUGCAUGAGUGCAGAGGGGCCUUUCUGUUUGGGAGUGGGUAUUUUUUCUGAAUUUCUACUCUCCAAAUGGGAUUCGAUGAGAUGAGACCGCGACUUUAUUUAGGAGUAGUACUUGUGUAGCAACUGCUUCAUUGUACUGUUUUGUUGGUCAAAAAGCAAGAAAGUGGUACUAGUAUACUGCAACUUUAGUUUUGAUUUUUUUUUUUUUUUGCCUGUUGUAAUGCUGUGCUAGGCAUCUUGUUCGAAUUGGGGCCUGGUAUCUCAGGAAACAAGUGUACAAAAGGUGCACAAGGUUGAGAGCUGCUCCGACAAGGCAUUGCUAAUCAUCUUGAGACGUUCUUCAUGGUGACAGUGCUUCCAACGUGGCGACUGUCAGUUCUUGGGCUGGAGCAAGCUACCUCAUGCCUAUCAUCGGCGCCGCCGUCGCCGAUUCUUGCUGGGGAAAGUACACGACGGCCAUGGCCGGCUUCUCCGUAGCUCUCGUCGGGAUGGCCAUCGUCACCGCGUCGGCCACGCUGCCGUCCCUGAGGCCGCCGCCGCGCGGGCGGAGCACCUACUGCGUCCCGGCGACGCUCAGCCAGGCGCUGGUCUUCUUCACGGGCAUAUACCUCUGCGCCGUCGGGAUCGGCUGCGCGAAGGCCGUGCUGAUCUCGUUCGCGAAGGAGCAGUUCGACGACGGCGGCAAGAACGCGCGGGAGCGGGAGAGUAAGGCGUCCUACUUCAGCUGGUACUACGCGGUGGCCAACCUGGCCAUGCUCACGGCGGGGACGCUGCUGGUUUGGGUGGAGGACAAGGUGAGCUGGGGGUUCGGGUACGGCCUGUGCGCGUCGCUCGUCGCGGUCGCCAUCGUCGUCCUCGCCGUGACGGCGCCCAUCUACCGGAUCCUGCCCCCGGUGGGCAGCCCGUUGAAGGGGACGUUCCAGGUGCUCGUGGCGUCCUCACGCAAGGCGAAAUUGACGGCGCCGGACGAUGCAACUGAACUGUUCGAGGACGAUGGUGCCAAGAACUCGUCGCUACAUCCAGUGUACGAACGAUUAGAGCACACGGACGAAUUCAGGUGUUUGGACAAGGCUGCCAUUGUCACCGACGAGGAUCUGGAAGACGGCGACCCGUGGAGGCUGUGCACGGUGACCCAGGUGGAGGAGGUGAAGAUUCUGCUGCGGCUGAUCCCGAUAUGGCUCACGUCGGCUGUCUACUUCGUCGCGAACACGCAGGCACAGACCACCUUCGUGCAGCAGGGCACCAAGACGGACAACAGCAUCGCGCGCGGCGCCGUCUCCGUCCCGGCCGCGUCGCUGUCGUCCAUCGAGAUGGCGUUCGUCGCCGUCUCCGUCACGCUCUACAACAGGGCCGUCGUGCCCGCGGCGCGCCGCUGCCUCGGCCGCGCGGAGGCGUUCACGCCGCUGCAGCUCAUGGGGUUCGGGCACGCCGCGGCGGCGGUCGCGGUGGGCGUGGCCGCGUGCACCGAGGCGCGCCGGCUGCACGCGGCCAGGGCGGGGGAUCCCGCCAUGGGCAUCGCGUGGCUGCUGCCGCAGUACCUCGUGAUGGCCGUCUCCGACGCGUCGCUCACCGUCGGGCAGCUGGAGUUCUUCUACGACCAGUCGCCGGAGACGAUGCGGGGAGCGUCGACGGCGUUCUACUUCCUCUCCAUCUCGAUCGGGAACCUGCUCAACUCGCAGCUCGUGACUCUGGUGGCGAAGGUGACCGCGGCUGGGGGCAGCGUGGGGUGGUUUCCGGCGGACCUGGAUGACGGUCACCUGGAUCUCUUCUUCUUGCUCGUCGUGGCCAUCACUGCGGUGAACUUCGCAGUUUACAUUGCCCUCGCCAAGAACUAUACGCCCAAGAAGAUUAAAUCGAAAUUUGACCAGAGAAGACAAGGUUGAAACAGUCAGGAUUUACUGAUUUAGAUUAGUGGUGAUUAAUUUACACCAGUGCUAUUCGAUUAGUAGAAUGCAGUGUAAAAAAACAAAACAAAGUUUUCAUUCCUAUAACUUGUAUUGUCUUAAAAAA
This is a messenger RNA of Oryza brachyantha (malo sina), 2398 nucleotides long. Its product is annotated as protein NRT1/ PTR FAMILY 8.5-like. Gene Ontology annotation, molecular function: transmembrane transporter activity. The record is from RefSeq and is a predicted model, not a curated record. The transcript has 4 exons. NCBI's taxonomy places the organism in Eukaryota, Viridiplantae, Streptophyta, Magnoliopsida, Poales, Poaceae. Gene Ontology annotation, cellular component: membrane. Gene Ontology annotation, biological process: transmembrane transport. Bases 790 to 2271 code for a protein of 493 amino acids.